AUGUCGAACGAAGAAAAGAUGGAGUUGACGCAGGAGAUUGGUCCGGCCUUUGGUGUCUCUGUUGGCAUCGUGGCCUUUGUUUAUUGGUCGAUCACCUUGCCGAUUUUGCUGAAUGCCUACCGCGAAAGCACUGGGGAAUGGCCGCGCUUUGAGGAGCUGUUUUCGCUCUCGGACGGUGGUCGAACUGCAGGUGCCGUCGCAGGCAUUCUUGGAUUGGCAGCCUUGAUGAAACCUUUGCGCAUUGCUGCUGCCAUUGCGCUCACGCCAUGGACAGCCGACAACGUUCUGCCGCUCAUCCCAUGGCUAAAUUCUGGUGACAAGAAGGACAAGCCAGACAAAUCCUGA
This is a messenger RNA of Durusdinium trenchii, 345 nucleotides long. The record is from the annotation of a GenBank genome assembly. Lineage: Eukaryota; Dinophyceae; Suessiales; Symbiodiniaceae.